CCCCAAAAAGCCAGCGAAGUUCUUGGAGUCAGAGACUGUAGUCCAGUCUGUCCAGACAGCUCGGGAUUGAAGUCAAACAAACUCCAACUUCAUUUCCACUAACUCCAAAUCUUCACCAAGCUUCAUUUCUCUUGGUCUUCUUGUUUAUAUUACUAACUAAACUACAAUUCAGAAUCUGAACACAGCUUGCUUAUCCAUUUCCUUUUACAAUAAGCUAUCCCAUUGGCCAUUAUUCUUUGAUCAAAAUCUUCAGCGAGAGCACAGAGUCCUGACAUUUCUCAGCUUCUGAACUGUCCUACUGCACCAUAAUCACAAACCCAUUUUUUGAAUUUCAUGGGUAAAGGAGGUGGUUGUGUGCCAAGUAAGAACAGGCCACCCAAAGGCGUUUCUGAUAAAGAUCUUCAAAACCCAGAAAGCGAUGGUCCUGUUUCAGACCAAAACCAAACCCAAACCACACAAACAAACCCAAUUGACCAUGCGAUUGCACAAAGACAGCUGAGGGUUUUCAUAGUGUUUUACUCAAUGUAUGGGCAUGUGGAGGUCUUGGCCAGGAGGAUGAAAAAAGGGGUUGAUUCCAUUGAUGGGGUUGAAGGGUUUCUGUACCGGGUUCCGGAGACGCUGUCCUCUGAAGUAUUGGAGCAGAUGAAGGUGCCCAAGAAAGAUGGUAAUGCAGAUGAAGUGCCUGUGAUAUUGGCUGAGAGGUUGGUGGAGGCUGACGGGCUCUUAUUCGGGUUUCCGACCCGGUAUGGAUCCAUGGCUGCUCAGAUGAAAGCCUUUUUUGACUCCACAGGGCACUUGUGGAGGGAGCAGAGGCUUGCAGGUGUGCCUGCUGGGUUCUUUGUGAGUACUGGCACACAGGGUGGGGGGCAAGAGACCACUGCGUAAGUAAGACACCCUUGGUUUUUGUUUUUUAGUACAUUGUUUCAAGAGUUGUGCUUUAUUUUCUUCAUGUUGGUUUUGGUGAAUUUUGAUUUGUUGGUAUGCUGAUAUGAGUAUUGUGCACUUUUUGAUUUGUCAGUAGCA
Prunus avium (sweet cherry) is the source of this 1023-nucleotide messenger RNA. The record is from RefSeq and is a predicted model, not a curated record. NCBI's taxonomy places the organism in Eukaryota, Viridiplantae, Streptophyta, Magnoliopsida, Rosales, Rosaceae.